AUUGGCUAUUUAUUAAGAGAGAUUACAGCGAUAUCCUUCCUACAAUAAUGAACCACAAUGGAGGCUAAAUAGGAGUUCCCACUUUUCUUAUCAAACGUGUAGUUUUACUUUGUUUGCAACCUUGCAUAACGACGCUUGCUUGAUUUACAAUUUUCCUUAGAUAAAGGAAGUGAUCUCUAUGAUUUUAAACGAUAAGAUCCUUACAGGCUAUGUAGCGAGCUAACUAAUCUAAUUUAGUCCUUCGCGAAUUCAACUUAAUCAAUAUUUUCGUUGACUGAAUAUUACCAGCCACAUCAAAGGUAUGACCGAGUACAAGCUGGUGGUGGUUGGAGCCGGAGGUGUAGGCAAGAGUGCUUUGACCAUACAACUCAUCCAGAAUCACUUCGUAGACGAAUAUGAUCCCACUAUCGAGGACUCGUACCGGAAGCAGGUGGUGAUCGACGGUGAGACGUGCCUGCUGGACAUUCUGGACACGGCGGGCCAGGAGGAAUACAGCGCCAUGCGCGACCAGUACAUGAGGACGGGGGAGGGCUUCCUUUGUGUCUUCGCUAUAAACAACAGCAAGUCCUUCGAGGACGUCCACCUGUACAGGGAGCAGAUCAACAGGGUGAAGGACAGCGACAGCGUUCCCAUGGUGCUCGUGGGCAACAAGAGCGACCUGGGGACCCGAAGCGUGGAGUCGCGGCAGGCCCAGGAGCUGGCUCGCAGCUACGGUGUGCCCUUCGUGGAGACCUCCGCCAAGACCCGACAGGGUGUGGAGGAGGCCUUCUACUCCCUGGUGAGGGAGAUCCGCCGCUACAAGGAGACACACCGCAGCAACAAGAAGAGCAAGAAGAGCACUCAGAGAAGAUGUCACAUACUAUAGCGCUCUAAGCCAUUUUUAGUCCCAAGUCGACCAUCCCCCCCAUCUCGUUGUCAAGGCCCACCUUGGCGACUAUUGACAAAGGUAGCCAUGAUGCUUUGCCACCCACCCACCACCCCAGUGUCACCACCCCCCCCCCCCCCACUGUCACCACCACCCCCCCCCACUGUCACCACCACCCCCCUCUUCACUCCAGAGUCCUCAAUGCUGUGAAACCAUAGAGCUCUUGGUUACUUUAUACUUUCUUUUUUUGGACAGUUGGAAUGUAUUUUUUUACUUUUAUUUUACAGUUCAUAGCAAGUGUUCUCACAGUAUGUGGGAGACUGUUACAUUAACAGUUUAUAUUUUAGACUCAAACUAGAGUUUCAGUGUCCUUCCUUGGUGCACUUUAUUUACUUCUUUUUUUUGCCACCUCCCACUGAAGAACAGCUUGCCGUUUUAUACAGUGAGUCAUUAUUCUGUUCAUCAUACUUCUGUAUGGUGAUUCAGACUCCUACAGAAAUACACAACUUCCUGUAUACCCAACAAUUCCUGUCACCUGUCCACAUGACCAAAUUACAUUAUUGACACACUUACAAUCUAAACCCCUUUUUAUUUUUUUCUUGUAUUGGGAAGAUGUGCAGUCUUUUUAACGAAAAACCUUCCGUAGAUCAUGCUGAAGUGUAAAUUCAGGGAAGUGACGCCAAUAUCUGGUGAACCAUUUGUAAGAUAAGACAAAUCUGUGGUGUUCACAUAUUCCAGCUGGCUCAGUAAUUUGUUUGCCGGCCAAUUUGUUUUGGCUGGACUUCCCCUUUUAUGCUUCAAGUUUCUUUUUAGGAUAACGGCCAGUAGUUUCUUUCAAAAUGCUCAUUAGCGUCUAUGAAGGAGACGUAACAAUGAACAGGGCAAGUUAAAAAAUUUACUCAAUAGGGAUACGGUAUAACAAAUUAGGCCUUUAAUUAUAUUUUCUAAGAUUUAUAGGGGUUUCGUUUUUAGAAUUGAUUGGUGAUUUGACUACCUGUUAUUUUACUACUUAAUAGGGCCAAAAUUGUAGACAUUGAAAAUAUUAAAAAAAAUAACAAAUGUAACAGUUCCCAUUUGCCCAGUUAAAAAUGAACAUAAGCUGUUCAGUGUGUCUUUAUCUGACAUGUCUGUUAAGGCAUUUUUGCAGAGGUUGCAGCCAAGUUCAUUUUGGGGGAAUUCAUUUGUUUGAAGGUGGUCAGUCAGUUCUCACUGUCAUGAUCACCGCCAGGGCUCAUCUAUAGUUCUAAAUACAUGACAAUGCUGAAGGACAGUUUGUAAACAAAUGUACAUUGAUAUUCUUUAAUAAAGUUUGUUCGCUAA
Molecule: messenger RNA, 2185 nt
Organism: Gadus macrocephalus (Pacific cod)
Lineage: Eukaryota; Metazoa; Chordata; Actinopteri; Gadiformes; Gadidae
Product: GTPase KRas
Exons: 5
Coding region: 302-865 (187 amino acids)
Biological process (GO): Ras protein signal transduction
Cellular component (GO): plasma membrane
Molecular function (GO): GTP binding; GDP binding; GTPase activity
Source: RefSeq, a predicted model, not a curated record